UGGUGUGUGUGUACGUGUGUGCGUGUGUGUGCUGCCUCGCUUCGCUCCAACCUCAGUGCGUUAAAAGAGAGGAGGAAGGGGAGGACUUACUACUAUUACUACUACUACUACUACUACUAUUGCUACUGCUACUACUGCUGUGGCUGCCAUGGUUCCGUACAGUGGCGCCGACAGGAGACUGGCGUCAUCCGUGCGGGCUGGGGACGGAGCGGGGGUGCGGGCGGCGCUGCAGGACGGGGCUGGCCACCACAGGGCGGCCCCCGACGGGCGCCUCCCCUUGCACUCGGCGGCGGCGACGGGACGCGCGGAUGUCAUCACGGCGCUGCUGCAGGCCGGGGCGGACCUGCACGCCACUAGCGGCAUGCCCAGGGACGACGGGGGCACGGCGCUGCACCUGGCGGGGGAGAGCGGCCAGGUGGAGGCUUUGCGGCUCCUGGCGACGGCCGGGGCACCGCUGGACGCCGCGGACAACAAGGGCCGUACCGCCGUGCACUGGGCCGCACUGAGGGGCCAGAAGGACGCCCUGGUCACCCUGCACACCCUUGGCGCAGAUCUCCACGCGCAGGACGCAGGCCGCGCCAACGCCCUGCACUUUGCGGCGGCCUCGGGGGCCCUGGAGGUCGUGCGCUAUCUGGUGGAGUCGGCGGGCGUGUCCGUGGCCCAGCUGGAUGUCAAUAAGAGGUCGCCAUACGAUGUGGCCAAGAGGAAGGGGCAGAAGCAUGUUGUGGCGUACUUGAAGCAAAAGGAUCAGCACUCAGACUCCCUCCGCCAUCAGCCAUCCCAGCAGGGGCCGUCAGCAUGGGUCUACAGGCAGGAGUCACCCCCGACACGCCCGAAGAGUCAUCAUGAGGGGUCAGCACGCAACUCUGAGACUCGACACUCCUACCGAGCACGUCCUCACAGUCAGCAUGGCACCUCAGCAUAUGCACAAAGUCAGCAGAAUCAGCACGAGGUAGUAUCACGCUCCAGUAGUCAGCACGAUAGGUCAGCAUGGAACGACAGCCCACAAAAUCAGCAUAUCGUCGCAUCCCGUUCCCAGAGUCAGCAUGAUAGGUCAGCAUGGAACAACAGCCCACAAAAUCAGCAUAUCGUCGCAUCCCGUUCCCAGAGUCAGCAUGAUAGGUCAGCAUGGAACAACAGCCCACAAAAUCAGCAUAUCGUCGCAUCCCGUUCCCAGAGUCAGCACGAUAGGUCAGCAUGGAACAACAGCCCACAAAAUCAGCAUAUCGUCGCAUCACGUUCCCAGAGUCAGCAAGAUGAGACAGCAUCGAACUAUAGUCAGCAAAAUCAGCAUGAGGUCCUGUCACGCUCCAGGAGUCAGCAUAAAGAGCAUAUCGUUGCGUCGAGGUCCCAGAGUCAGGACGGGUCAGCAACGUGGAGUCAGGGUCAGCGAGCAACCCCGGCCCGUCAGAGUCAGCGGGACACGUCAGCCUGGGUCCAGAGUCAGCAGCAGCAGCCGGAGGAGCCGAGGUCAGCGCUGACUCUCCUGACGCAGCAAAAUCAAGACUGCAAGAAGAAAAUUGCUGAUCUACAGAAGCGUGAGGCUGAGCUGGAGCAGAGGUCAGCGGCGGACCAGCAAAACCUCGCCGAGCUCAGGAGGGAGGUGGAGCGGCUCACCGGCCUUCUGCAGAGCGAGGGUCGUGAUGCAGCGAGCAGCCGAGAGGUGGCAGCACUGCGGGAGGAGGUGCAGCAUCUGACCAUCAUGCUGGACGACACCGGGAGACGAGCCAUGGCAUCGCAGGAGGGGCAGCAGAGGAGAAUCGAGGCCCUGAGGAGUCAAGAGGAACAGUACAGGAGAACGAUAGCAGACCUGACGCGGCGAUUGGCGGUGGCGGAGGAGAGCAACGGAGCCAUGAUGGCUGAGGCGAGGGAGCGAGAGAGGAGCGAAACUUACCUGAAGGGAGAGGUCGACAGGCUGCAUCUGGCCCUGGCAUCGGCGCCCAAGCUGGAGGCCUAUGCUGAGCUGCAGGCGCGCGCCCACAGACUGACGGAGCAGGACACCAUUCACCGCCAGGCCAUUCUUGCCCUACGGCGCCAGCUGGAGGCCGCCGCCCGCGCCCCCGCCCAGGCACCCUCCGCCACCCCCAAUAACACGGACCAGAGGAAGCUGCGAGAGGCCACUUUGGAGGCGGAGAAGUACAAGGAGGAGGCGGCGACGCUUGCCAAGAGACUGCAGGAGACGAUGCACCGGGCCGCGGAGGCUGAAAAGACGGCCAGUGCGUAUAAGCAUCGGUGGGGUGAGUGUGACCGUGAGCUGCGGGAGGAGCGGGAGUCGAACGCGAAAUCGGAGGCGGUGCUGCGGGAGGAGAAUGCGGAGCUGAAGGGCAGGAUGGAUGGCAUGAAGAAGAAGGCGGUCUCCAGGUCCCUCUCCCGCACCACCGCCCACGCCUCCUCUGACGGCUGACUCGAGGGCGCUAGCGGUGGGGUGAAACUGGGACGAGGUAUACAACAAAAGAGAAGGGAGGAACCUGCCAGGCGCCGCCGUCGACUUCAAGUGGACGGAAGAUCCACACAUCCCGCCUCCUCCAAGACUACAACGCCCCGCCGCUCAUCUGGAUCCUCAUCGUCACUGCGCCGCGCACGAAGCAAAGAGAGGCUUAUCUAGAUUUAUGACCCAUACUCUCAAAUAUUUCAAAGCUUAAGUGGCUAUUACACUGGGCAAAUUUUCCGUGGAUCUUCAGUCAAACCACGAUUUCCGCUGGCGUGGUUCUCAUAUUUCCGUGGUUUUCUGGCGGGUCCACGAGCAAAGAGAGGCUUAUCUAGAUAUAUGGCCCAUACUCUCAAAUAUUUCAAGGCUCAAGGGGCUAUUGCACUGGGCAAAUUUUCCGUGGAUCUUCAGUCAAACCACGAUUUCCGCUGGCGUGGUUCUCAUAUGUCCGUGGUUUUCUGGCGGGUCCACGAUCUUCCAAAGCUACGGUAGAUUUCACAGAAGGACGACGGUAUUACUCACCAUCAUCAUCAGCAGCAAUAACAAGAAGCAAAUGAGAACCUCGCUAGCGGAAAUCGUGGUUUGACUGAAGAUCCACGGAAAAUUUGCCCAGUGUAAUCGCCCCUUCAACAUUUGGUAAGACUUUAACCUCUUGACUGUGGAUUUCCUACAAGAAGACAUCACCAAGCUACAGGAAUGAAGCAAAAAAAGUGGCUGCUACAAUUCAAGGGAAAAUGUGUGAUCAUUGCGUAGAUUUAUUUGCUUAUCCACCGUUCACAAGGCUUUUCCUGAGCUCACUUCUCUCCCAAUGUGGAUUUAGAUUAUGGUUUCGCAUAGUUAGUAUACCUAUUGUUCUUCUUAUUUUGUUGUUUAUUUUUUAUUAUCAUUAUCAUUAUCAUUAUUAUUAUUAUUAUUAUUAUUAUUAUUAUUAUUAUUAUUAUUAUUAUUGUUAUUAUUGUUCUUCUUUUUCUUCUUCUUCUUCUUAUUAUUAUUAUUAUUACUGUAUUAUUAUUACUAUUACCAUUAUUAUCAUCAUCAUCAUCAUAACUGUUGUUCUUGUAUCUACUAUCUACCAAUAUGGAAUAAACAUAACAAGUCGUAACAUUGUCAAGAAAAUUCCAAGUUGCGUCACAGGUGAAGGUCAGAAAGGGUAGUCCGUCCCUCGGCCUCGGGAAGUCGUGGGCUGAGGCAAGGGGGCGGGGGCGGGACGGGCUGUCAGACACAAUACCUUGGCCCAUGUUAUAAUACCUCCAUGCCUUGGCGAGACGACGGAAACGACAACCAUUGAGCAGAGUUACCUGUGCCCGAGCUCAACCAACAUUGCCAAAUUGUCUUACUCAGUUUCUUAUAUUUACCGACUUCCGACCCAAAAACUGUCUCGUGGACCCCAAUAAGGAGAUUCACUUAUAAUUAUCGUUAAAAUAGUUGAUUCCUUAUGUUUCUUGGCAAUAGUUAGGCGUCAGAAACCGGUAAAUACUAUGAGUAUGACAAUCUGGCAACGGUGGAUUGAGGAAGUCUUGUCUGAUGCACACAGUUGUUUGGUGCAAAGUAACCUGUGUGUGUGUGUGUGUGUGUGUGUGUGUGUGUGUGUGUAAAACCGAACGAAGGCAGGCUAAGUGCGCAGGUUUUCCUCCUCGUUGCGCAAGGGCCUAUGAGACGGAGAUGAGCACUAAGGCCACAUGCAGGUAUAUCAUAUGCCCCAAACUUUACCUUUUUUGAUAAUUAGGAUCAGUGGAUGUACACGUUGCUGAGCUCUGUGUUCCAGUUCAGGGCAUAAUUUUUAAGUUAUUGGCGUGUGUGGCCACAAUAUAUAGUGAUUGAUUGAUUGAUAGUUUAUUGUUACAAGUAAACAACAAAGGAGAAGGGAGGAGCAUGCCAUCCCAACCCCCAGGCAAUACAGAGUGUGAUUCUACAACUUUAAGGAUACAUGUGGAAGUAGCGUACCAAGAAACUAAAAAGAUACAAUGUGGUUGAACAGUACCAGAGGGCAGAGUUUUGGACCUUUGGAAACUAAAAAGAUACAGUGGUUGAACAGUACCAGAGGGCAGAGUUUUGGACCUUUGGAAACUAAAAAG
Messenger RNA from Eriocheir sinensis (Chinese mitten crab), 4503 nucleotides. Its product is annotated as ankycorbin-like. The transcript has 14 exons. Gene Ontology annotation, molecular function: protein binding. The coding region runs from base 149 to 2404 and encodes 751 amino acids. NCBI's taxonomy places the organism in Eukaryota, Metazoa, Arthropoda, Malacostraca, Decapoda, Varunidae. The record is from RefSeq and is a predicted model, not a curated record.